AUGAUAGGGGGUCUGGUUGCGUCUGGAAUUGGACAUUCGUCCUCUUCCCUAGAAUCAUGGUGUUUACUCUUCCUUGUUUUGGGCGCAGUCACCUCUGGCUAUGCUAUUUUCCUUUUCUUUUUACUACCUCAUUCACCUGCAACAGCCUCUUUCCUCACGCCAGAGGAGCGAAUAAUCGCCGCCCAACGAAUAAACAUCCGCAACAAUGCCGAUACCGAGUCAGCUCAAUUCCAAUGGAGUCGGAUCUGGGAUGCAGCAGGAGACUUGCAAGCAUGGCUUUUGGCGUUCUAUACAUUCUAUGUGAACCUCUACAAUGGUGGCAUUAGUAGUUUUGGGGCAAUCAUUAUUGCAGGCUUCGGCUACUCGAAUCUGAAGUCCCUGCUGAUUCAAAUGCCAAUGGGCGCUGGGUAA
Penicillium odoratum is the source of this 411-nucleotide messenger RNA. Its product is annotated as allantoate permease. NCBI's taxonomy places the organism in Eukaryota, Fungi, Ascomycota, Eurotiomycetes, Eurotiales, Aspergillaceae. Gene Ontology annotation, biological process: allantoate transport; tripeptide transport; dipeptide transport. The transcript has 2 exons. The coding region runs from base 1 to 411 and encodes 136 amino acids. Gene Ontology annotation, cellular component: plasma membrane. Gene Ontology annotation, molecular function: allantoate transmembrane transporter activity; dipeptide transmembrane transporter activity. The record is from RefSeq and is a predicted model, not a curated record.